Molecule: messenger RNA, 378 nt
Organism: Colletotrichum lupini
Lineage: Eukaryota; Fungi; Ascomycota; Sordariomycetes; Glomerellales; Glomerellaceae
Exons: 3
Coding region: 1-378 (125 amino acids)
Source: RefSeq, a predicted model, not a curated record
AUGCCGCAGGGGUUGAGGCAUCAGAAUCGGUAUCUGUAUCUGUAUUGUACUGAUCAUGCCUCAAAGGCAAACGCUCUUGAGGUUGGACGCGUCGGGCUCAAGAUUCCUGGCGCCGAGGAUGGCUUAGGCGACGCGAGAUAUGGCCUCUCAUUGGCUACCACUGAGCCACCUCGAGAGUUUACCCACAGCGAUCAUGCGUCACAAAUGGCUCAGCCCCUGACUCCCGAUAUCCCAAGCACAAAACCACGAAGCCAUGCUAUACUCCGCAGAAAAGAUCAUGACACAGACUUGGAAGAAAAUGCAAACCUCCUCGAUCACAUCCCCGGCAUCCCAUCCAACACGCGAUUCUCAGGCAAGCCCAUCUCAUCAACAACAUGA